This is a messenger RNA of Triplophysa rosa, 653 nucleotides long. RefSeq names its product trafficking protein particle complex subunit 2 (gene trappc2). Lineage: Eukaryota; Metazoa; Chordata; Actinopteri; Cypriniformes; Nemacheilidae. Gene Ontology annotation, cellular component: TRAPP complex; cytoplasm; nucleus. The record is from RefSeq and is a predicted model, not a curated record. The transcript is spliced from 5 exons. Gene Ontology annotation, biological process: endoplasmic reticulum to Golgi vesicle-mediated transport. The coding region runs from base 217 to 639 and encodes 140 amino acids.
AGAACGAGUCUUUGGUACGGCCACCGGAAACAGGAAGUGUAUAGUCAUCAUAACGCGAUCUUCUUACAGAAAUACGUUGCAUUCCGUGUAUAUUUAUCAUUGUUGCACAGAACACAGUCUGUGUUUAUUUUAAAGACUUGCAGUGUUAGAAUGUGUGUCAUUUGAACUAAGAGAAUUACGUCAUUUCUUCUGUGUUAUCUGUCGUGAGGUUUCACAAUGUCGGGCAGUUUUUAUUUUGUUAUGGUGGGUCAUCAUGACAACCCGGUGUUCGAGAUGGAGUUUCUUCCUUCUGGAAAGGCAGAAUCAAAGGAUGACCACAGACAUCUGAAUCAGUUCAUCGCUCAUGCGGCUCUGGAUCUGGUGGAUGAGAACAUGUGGUCGUCCAACAACAUGUAUCUGAAGACUGUGGACAAGUUUAAUGAAUGGUUCGUGUCUGCAUUCGUCACCGCUGGUCAUAUGAGAUUUAUAAUGCUGCAUGAUGUCCGGCAAGAAGACGGAAUCAAGAACUUCUUUAAUGAUGUUUAUGAGCUGUACAUCAAGUUUGCAAUGAAUCCCUUCUAUGAAGUCAACGCACCGAUUCGCUCCACAGCGUUGGACAGGAAAGUGCAGUUUCUCGGAAAGAAACAUCUGCUCAGUUAAUUACUUUCAUAUUA